AUGGAUCCGAAUAAUUACAACGACAUAGUAUACAGUCUAUAUAAACUGGGAAACGCAGGAGUUAACUACCAAGACGUGAGAUACAGACAGUUGCUGACAGCCCUGAACACAAUAAGGUCGAGGAGAGGAGAAAACGUAGCAGAGUUCACAAGUUUGACAGGAACGGGGCAAAACCCAUUCAACUCGAUACAGUUCCUAGCACUGCUUAACCAAAUAGACGCAUACGUUAACUACCUGACGAAGUCGCUGAAGAUUCCGAAGGCGCUGCUCUACAAGUACUACGAGGCGGAGCUGAUGGAGAUCAGCGACGUGUUCCACAGAAAAAAUGAGUUUUGGGGCCCAGGCUAUUUCUGGCUGGACUACAGAGAUAACCUGGAGCAGAACAAACUGUCCUUCUUCCUGGGAGCAAUCACGAACGUAAAGACGAUGACGCAGUACAUAAUACAAAACAACAACGCAAUACUGACAGGAAACACGACAGCGGACAAGGAACACAACGAACACAUACUGAGGAAGUUCGAACAGCUGUUCAAGGACAUAGGACUCUACGGAUACCUGUUGACAUUCUCGACGGACGAAAACAGCAGAAGAGGAGAUGAAGGCGGUGCAAAAACAGCCGAAAGUAGCACUCAGAACCAAACAGAAGAUAAUACGGAGGACGAUAAGCAGAGAGAGGGAAGAAUGGAUGUGGACGGUAGAGAGGCCAGGAAGGGGAUGAGGUACACGAAGGUGAUUAACACGGACGGAAGAGGAUCAGGAAACGAUGGAGAUGAUGAAACGAACUACGAAGAUGCGGAAAGCGGAGAAAGGACGCCGAGUAUGGAAAGCACAGUGAGUGAUUCCAAGCAGGCGAAAGUGGAAGGGUCACCAACACUGAAAGCAUCGGCAUCAGCACCGUUAUCACAAUCACAGUCACAGUUAGCUAGUGGAGGCACAGGAACAGGAGUAGGCGGAAACGCAAUCUCGCCAAAAAACUCGAAGUUGGUGAUAAAGAACUACGAACAAUCAGAAGCAGUAGAGAAUAGAGCUAAUGCACAGAAGAGACCAAGGCAAAUUAACGGCAACAUUGGAAGUGGCAUUGCUAGUGUUAGUGGAAGUGGAAGUAGGACACAACAAGUAAGCCAAAGAGGAAGUCCUGGAGAGAGGCACUUGGGAGGAAGAGAAGGAAUGAGAAUGAACAUGACAAUAAGAAAGUACGACUUCGAAAAGCUGCUGAUGGACAUACUGAAGCUGGAAAAAAAAAUUAACCUCCUCCUGCUGCAGAAAAAUGUUAAGUCGAUACUGAACCUGACGAGACUGACGAAUAAAAUGUACGCAAACAACAUCUACAGUAACGAAAACACGAGAGUAGAGUACAAGAGGAACCUGAUGGAACACAUAAAAAACAGUAACCAGGCACACAAGGAGAGAUACAGACUGAAGAGAAAGUUCAUGCAGCUGGCGAACAAGUACGUAUACAAUAAGACGUUCUGUAACAUGGCGGACAAGGAAAAGGCCAACGACAAUAUAAGAAUGACAAUACAGAAGGAUAAGAAAAAAAUAUACCUUAACGUAAUAGCAACACUAGAAGAAAGUAAGAAGCAGGACGCGAGGAACGAAGAAACGAGUAAAAUAGAAGAAAACGUGUAUGCAAACAUGCCGCCAUCAAUAGCAGGGAAGCUGAGAAACUAUCAGCUUCAGGGAUUGACCUGGCUAGUGUCACUGUACAACAACAAACUUAACGGCAUCCUGGCAGAUGAAAUGGGACUGGGAAAGACGAUACAGACAAUAGCACUGAUAAUAUACCUUAAGGAAAACAAAGGAAUAAGUGGACCACAUAUAGUAUUGGCACCAAUGUCGACACUGCACAGUAACUGGAAAAAUGAGUUUGAAACAUGGUUUCCAACCUGUAAACCAUUGACACAUUGCUAUGCUAAUGGUACUAACAACACAUUGCCAUUAGUACUAGUUAGCUACCUACAGAUUACCAUGAUAGUGAUACAAGUUAGCUAUCGUGAUAGUGAAAACAGCAAUAAAUACGAAUGCAGGGAGUGGAGAAAAAGUCUGAGGCAGAAGUGGUAUGAGGGAAACAAGCUGACGUUUGACGUCUUGUUGACGACUGACUCCUUCAUACUGAAGGACAGAGUGUUCCUGAAAAAGGUGUGCUGGGAGUACCUGAUAGUGGACGAAGCACACAGACUGAAGAACCCAAACUCGAAGCUGGUGAAGGUGUUGAACCAGUAUUUUAUAUCAAAUAGAAGACUACUGCUAACAGGAACGCCACUGCAAAAUGAUUUGAAUGAGCUGUGGUCACUGCUUAAUUUCAUCAAGCCACAAAUAUUUAACGAUAACAACUACUACUAUCAGUUGUUCAGUCUGUCACUAAGUAGCCUGGUGAGAAGGUACGACGACUGCGUGCUGUUUACAGAAGAGGAGCAGUUGGAAAUAAUAAACAGAAUACACAAGGUGCUGAAGCCGUACCUGCUGAGAAGAGAGAAGUUGGAAGUGCUGGAGGAAGUCCCGAGAAACGACGAGUUCAUAGUCUGUUGCCCAAUGAGCGGAGUGCAGACGAGACUGUACGAGUUCCUGGUGCUCAAAGAUACGCCGCAAAACAGGUUCCUGCAGCUGAGGAAGAUAUGCAAUCACCCGUACCUAUACGCGAACAACGCCUACCCGUGUAAGAGAGAUGAUAUAUAUAGUGUAGAUGAUUGCCAACGCGACGAUAUGCUAAUAGCGAGUUCGGGAAAACUGUGUAUGCUAGAUCUGAUACUCUCGAGACUGUACGAAGUGAGUCACAGAGUGCUCAUAUUUAGUCAAAUGACGUCAAUGUUGGACAUUCUCGAAAUAUAUUUGAGUUAUCGCAACUAUAAGUUCCUGAGGUUGGAUGGAAGCACGACGAGUGAGAAGAGGCUGGAGCGCCUGAACCUCUUCAACAAGCCAAACAGCGAAUACUUUGUAUUCAUACUCUCGACGAAGGCAGGGUCGCUAGGAAUAAAUCUACAAACAGCCGACACAGUAAUUAUAUACGAUUCGGAUUGGAAUCCACAGAAUGAUCUGCAAGCACAGUCAAGAGUACACAGAAUAGGACAGAAAAAUAAAGUCAUAUCGCUGAGAUUCAUAACACCAAACACAAUAGAAGAAAACAUACUUAAGUCAACAGGAAUUAAACUGAAUCAGAAUCAAUUAAUAAUAAAGUCAGGAUCGUACCAAGAAUUAGGAGAAACAUCAGACGAUGAUGAACAGCUGAAAAGUGUAUUUAACCUGAGAAACGAAUACACGGAAGAGUAUGGAAUAAGAUGUGUGGAGUUAUUGAAUAAGAUACUGACGAGGUCAGAAGCAGAUGCAGAAGCGUUCAAGUACGUGGGAUACAAAAACUUCAUAAUUAACCCGUUCCCGCUGAUAAAACAUAGAGUGGUACCGCCGUUUCUGUUAAAAACAAUAUCGGCAAAUAAAAGAUUUCAACUCACAGGUAAGAAGAGGAGAAUGAAUGGAGAUAAGAUGAAAAUGAGUCUUGAUAAAAAUACAUGGGAUAAUCUAUGUGACGACUAUAACAUAUACGCAGCGAAGCCAACAGAACAAUGUAAAAUGAAUUACAUAACAAACAUAGAAAAUUCUAAAGUAAGCGUAGAAGAUAAAAAUAAGUUGAAACUGGAUGUGUUUAAACAUAUAAUAACAAAUCUGUCAAUAGAUUACCCAGUAGAAUAUUUGGCAAAAUUAAAUGAAGAAUUAAAUGCAGAUGUGUUUAAAUGGAUAUUGAUAGAAAAUGAAAAAGAAAAGGAAAGGGAAAAAGAACAAUAUGAAUUAAAAGGAAAAAUAAAAGAAAAUGAAAAUAGAGAAGAAAAUAACAGAAGAAUAAUAAUAAAUAAAGCAAUAAGAGAAGAAGUUACAAAAAUAAUGAAUAGUAAAACAUAUCAUGAAUUCAAUGAUGUGCCAAAUAGAUCACAAAUAAAAGAUUAUUAUGAUAAAAUUAGUAAUCCAAUAAGCCUGAGAGAGAUACUGACAAUGUCGAAGGAAAAUAAAUUCAAUAGUAUUUUGGAAUUUAAAGGAAAAAUGCAACUGCUAACAUCAAACGCAAGAACAUAUAACGGCUCAGAAUCAGCAAUAUUCCACAAGUCGUUGAACCUAACACACAUAAUAGCAUCAAAGGUGUCGUACAGAGUAAUGGUAAACCUAAUAAGAGUAAACGAUGAAGGUAAAGCAGCAAUAAUUGAUAAAUUAUUGUCAAAAUAUUUUAUAUGA
Messenger RNA from Theileria orientalis strain Shintoku, 4218 nucleotides. RefSeq lists its product as uncharacterized. Gene Ontology annotation, cellular component: nucleus. The coding region runs from base 1 to 4218 and encodes 1405 amino acids. Lineage: Eukaryota; Apicomplexa; Aconoidasida; Piroplasmida; Theileriidae. The record is from RefSeq and is a predicted model, not a curated record. Gene Ontology annotation, molecular function: ATP-dependent chromatin remodeler activity; protein binding; ATP binding. The transcript has 15 exons.